AUGUCAUCCGAUGUACUAGAUUGCAGACCGGUGACCCGAACGAAUCAUGCCCAUCUCUCCACUCCCAUAGGCGACAAGUCCGAAAAGAUAGACCACCCAGGCAGCGCAACAGGUCGAAACGGCGCUGUAUCGUCCGAGAACGAACUCUGCAGCAAAAUCGGCGUGGACGCGUUGAAAGACGGCGGUUCAGCCGUCGACGCAGCGAUCGCCACCGGCAUCUGCAUCGGCGUCACAAAUAUGUACAGCAGCGGGAUCGGUGGUGGAGGGUUCAUGGUCGUCCGCGAUCACGAUGGGAUGAGUCGGUACAUUGAUUUCCGCGAGGAGGCGCCUGCACUUGCACAAACCGACAUGUACAACCAUGAUCCCAAACUUGCGCAGAUCGGGGGGUUGGGCGUAGCUGUACCGGGCGAGAUCAGAGGGUUCGAGGCGGCGCAUAAGCGAUAUGGGAAGCUGGAAUGGAAACGGCUUUUCCAGCCGUCUGUUGAUCUGGCUAUCAAUGGAUGGGAAGUGAACCAUAUCCUGGAACACAGAAUCAAUCUCGCUCCUACGCUACUACUGAAUAACCCGGCGUUCCGCGACGUGUUCGCGCCAAAUGGCGUGUUGCUGAAGCAAGGUGACAUCAUCAAACGCGAAAAGUACGGUUUGGCGCUGAAGGAGAUUGGGGAGAAGGGUGCGAAUGUCUUCUACGAGGGCUGGAUCGCCGAAGAGAUCGUCAAAACAACCAAAGCGGAAGGCGGGAUCCUCUCGAUGGACGACAUGCGUCAGUACCAGGCCAAAAUCCUCCCGACGUAUGUCGGUUACUACAACGGCCGUCGAGUCAUCACAGGCCCACCGCCCACCAGCGGACCGGUCCUCAUUUCCUUGCUGAAUGUCAUGGAAGGAUACGACUUGCAUGGCGAAGGCCCGACCAACACGAAUUUCCAUCGGCUUGUGGAGGCGUACAAGCAUGGGUUUGCGCAGAGAAGUUAUUAUGGAGACCCGGUUGACCCGGUUUAUAAAAAUAUUACGGUGAUUGCUAAGGACUUUUCGCGGAAGCAUUAUGCGUGGGAUGUGAGGCAUAACAUCACGGAUGAAAAGACCCACGGCCCGAAAUACUACAAUCCGACCUUCGACAUCGACUCAGACCACGGUACAAUGCACGUCUCGGUCCUCGCCGCCGACGGCUCCGCAGUCUCCAUGACCUGCACCGUCAACCUCCUCUUCGGCGGUCAAAUCAUGAACGCGGCCACAGGAAUCAUCCUCAACGACGAAAUGGACGACUUCUCCAUCCCGGGCCAUCCGAACGCGUUCGGCCUCGAACCCUCCCCCUACAACUUCAUCCAUCCGCGCAAACGACCACUAAGCAGCAGCGUGCCCGUCAUUAUCGAGAAUCGCGCGGGCGACCAUGUCGAGGUCGUGGCCGGCGCGAGCGGGGGCAGUCGGAUCAUUACCGCGACGAUGCAGGCUGUGCUGGAUAUGUUGGACUGGGGAUCGACGCCGCUGCAGGCUGUGACCAGACCGAGGAUGCAUCAUCAGUUGUUGCCGAAUAAUAUCAUGGUCGAGUGGGAGUUUGAUGAGACGCUGAAGAAGGAUUUGGAGGGGAGAGGUCAUAAGUUCGUCGUCCUCGACAAGGGCCUAUACCUCUCCGGCGUAGAAGUCAUCCGCCGCCGCCCCGACGGGCUCAUAGAAGCCGCCUCGGAUUGGAGGAAAGCCGGCGUGUCGGUAGGAUAUUGA
Messenger RNA from Fimicolochytrium jonesii, 1713 nucleotides. RefSeq names its product gamma-glutamyltranspeptidase. The transcript has 4 exons. Bases 1 to 1713 code for a protein of 570 amino acids. NCBI's taxonomy places the organism in Eukaryota, Fungi, Chytridiomycota, Chytridiomycetes, Spizellomycetales, Powellomycetaceae. Gene Ontology annotation, molecular function: glutathione gamma-glutamate hydrolase. The record is from RefSeq and is a predicted model, not a curated record. Gene Ontology annotation, biological process: glutathione catabolic process. Gene Ontology annotation, cellular component: plasma membrane.